This is a messenger RNA of Malassezia sympodialis ATCC 42132, 1527 nucleotides long. RefSeq lists its product as uncharacterized. Gene Ontology annotation, molecular function: DNA replication origin binding; ATP binding; ATP hydrolysis activity. Bases 1 to 1527 code for a protein of 508 amino acids. The transcript has 2 exons. Gene Ontology annotation, biological process: DNA replication initiation; mitotic DNA replication checkpoint signaling. Gene Ontology annotation, cellular component: nuclear origin of replication recognition complex. The record is from RefSeq and is a predicted model, not a curated record. NCBI's taxonomy places the organism in Eukaryota, Fungi, Basidiomycota, Malasseziomycetes, Malasseziales, Malasseziaceae.
AUGAGCGAGGGCAGCGUGCCCCUGCGCCGGUCGACGCGGGAAAUGAAGAAGCAUGCGUCGCCACGUACCCGAAAGACGCCGGAAAAACGGCCCACGAAAGAGACUGACGAAGCGUCUCCGACGAAGCGCCAGAAAGUGAGCACGGGGACGCAGCCGGCGGAGACUCCCGCGCCGCAGGAGAAAUCCAAAAGCCAGCCACCAUACCUGCCGUUGUUGAUCCGUCAGCAGUCUCUGCAUGCCUUGAGCCUUGCCGUCUUGUGCAAAAUGUCCCCACACGAGCGUGCACGACGCCUGCUCCAUGUGGGCUCCACACCCGAGUCGCUGCCGUGUCGGCAGGAACAGUUUGCCGCGGUCGUGAGCUGUGCCGCCGAAGCGCUGCGCACAGGGGCGGGUGGCUGUGCGUAUGUGUGUGGGGUGCCUGGCACAGGGAAAACAGCGACGGUGCGUGAGUCCGUGCGGGCGCUGCAGAGCCAGCAGGAGCGGGGCGAGCUGCCUGCGUUUUCGUUCGUGGAGAUCAAUGGCAUGAAGUUGGCCUCGCCCAUGCAGGCCUAUACGGAGCUAUGGUGCGCGAUGAGUGGGAACGGGCAACGUCUGAGUCCGCGCGCGGCCCUAAGCAAGCUCUCGUCAUUCUUUAGCUUGGGCCUGAAUAAGAAGAGGAUGCCGACAGUGGUGUUGAUGGACGAGCUGGAUCUCUUUGUGACCUCGCGCCAAGACGUGAUCUACAACAUGUUCCACUGGCCAGACCUGCCAGAAAGUAACUUGGUCGUCAUUGCCGUGGCCAAUACCAUGGAUCUGCCAGAGCGUACGCUGCAGCCCAAGGUGGCGAGCCGGCUCGGUAUGACCCGUAUACCCUUUAUGCCCUACACGGACCGCCAGCUGCUGGACAUUGUGUGCGCGCGCCUCGGGAUCGACGAGCAUGGGACCCGUUGCAGCACGGCGGUGGCGACAGCCGGCUGCGAAUCCGUCUUCAAGGUGGACGCACUGGUGUUUGCCUCGAAGCGUGUCGCCAAUGUCUCGGGCGACGCGCGCCGCAUGCUCGAUGUAUGCCGGCGCGCUGUGGAAGGAGCCGAGGAGCGCGCUUUGGCACAGCAUUCGGAGCCUGUACCGAUCACCAUCCAUGAUAUCCGCGACGUGAUGGAUCGCAUGGCGCGCUCUGGCCGGGCCGCCCAUAUUGGAGCACUCUCACGGCACGCGAAGCUCCUCUUGGCCAGCAUGUUUGCAUGUAUUCGCCGCACAGGCGUUGCGGAAGUCGUAUGGAAGGAUGUGCUCAUGCACCAUGCGGCCCUCUGCCGGACGCACUCGGUGGCCCGGCUAGGAAUGGCCGAGAGCGACUACAACGAGUACGAGCUGCUGCGGCCUCUGUCGACGCUGUGCCAGCUGGGUCUCGUUGUGGCCGUUGGCGCCGGGGCAGGCAGUGCACGAGGCGGCUCCUAUGCACGCUAUCUGUUGGCGGUGCAGGAGGACGAAGUGCAUGCUGCGCUGGGACAAGGUGAGUCGGAAUGGCAGUCGCUCUUUAUGCCGCGCUGA